UAUACCCCUAACGAAAAACCACGAAGCAGUCUGAAAUUCGACUCUUCUUGCUUUGACACCGUAUUUGACUAUUGAUUGCUCGGUAACAAUGCGCGCUCAUCAAAUAUUCGUUGUUGCCAUUGCUAUUUGUAUGCAGAUCCAUCUUUCAUUUGGUGCUGGGCCCGUAUUUAAUACUGAUUGUAAUGAUGCAACUGACCCAUGUCCCGAUGGAGCAACCUGCUCUACAACUCCUCCAACUGGUUGUACCUGUGACGAUGAGUUAUUUCCAGUAGAUUCUGGCGUAACGCUGGAAGGCAUCGAACUCGUGAUUUGCCAUGCGCCUUGCAACCCGUCAGAUGGCGCUGCUGGUGACUGCAAUGGUAAAGGGGCUUGUAUACCGUAUUAUGGAACUUUCAUGUGUGACUGCGACGAAGGCUAUGAAGGAGAUUUCUGCGAAACUGAGACGACAACCACCACAUCCACAACAACCACCACCACCACCACCACAACUCCCACCACUACCACAACCGUCACCACCACCACCACCAAGAAAAAGACUGGCAUACUUGCGUUAUUAGCUGCUGGACUCGGUGGUCUUGUUCUGCUGGGUGCCGUUGGGGCUGCAGCUGCGUCAUCCUCCGGUUAACCGGUUACGCACCUCCCUGAGCACCUUCUCACACAAAUGACACAGAUCGCACCUUUUAUUUGCUAGUCAAUGUGAGGAAUGGAGAAAAGAAUAAAUAAUCUGCAUCAU
Ostrea edulis (European flat oyster) is the source of this 733-nucleotide messenger RNA. RefSeq names its product neurogenic locus notch homolog protein 1-like. The record is from RefSeq and is a predicted model, not a curated record. The transcript has 3 exons. The coding region runs from base 89 to 625 and encodes 178 amino acids. Lineage: Eukaryota; Metazoa; Mollusca; Bivalvia; Ostreida; Ostreidae.